This is a messenger RNA of Brachypodium distachyon (stiff brome), 1484 nucleotides long. Its product is annotated as aldose 1-epimerase. Gene Ontology annotation, biological process: beta-D-galactose catabolic process via UDP-galactose, Leloir pathway; glucose metabolic process. Bases 109 to 1200 code for a protein of 363 amino acids. Gene Ontology annotation, molecular function: aldose 1-epimerase activity; carbohydrate binding. The transcript is spliced from 5 exons. The record is from RefSeq and is a predicted model, not a curated record. NCBI's taxonomy places the organism in Eukaryota, Viridiplantae, Streptophyta, Magnoliopsida, Poales, Poaceae.
UUCUAGUGCUCUAUAGAUAUGCCACUGCUCCUCUGCUCUUUGCAACGUGCAAACCAGUAAAGCACUCUCUGCAAGUAGUAGCGUCGUAGUGCUCCUCCCUCCGCGACAAUGGCCGGAGCUGCGGUGCUUCCCAUUGCGUUUUUGCUGUGCCUUGCGCUGGCAGGCGGCGCCGAUGCGGCAGGGAAGGCGGUCGGUUUCUACGAGCUCAAGAACAAGAAGGGGGAUUUCUCCAUCAAGGUCACCAACUGGGGAGCGGCUCUCGUGUCUGUCGUCGUCCCCGAUUGCAAAGGGAACUUGGAUGAUGUUGUCCUUGGGUACGACACCGUUGCUGCAUAUGUUAAUGGCUCUGGUUCUUUCGGGGCGACGGUCGGGCGCGUAGCCAACAGAAUCGCCAACUCUCGCUUCGUGCUCGACGGGAAAGCAUAUCGUCUCUUCCGCAACGACGGCAACAACUCGAUUCACGGCGGCCAUAGGGGGUUUGGAAAGGUGAUUUGGACGGUGAAGGAGUACGUGCGCGACGGUGAUUCUCCAUACAUCACCUUCUUCUACCACAGCUUCGACGGAGAACAAGGAUUCCCGGGCGACCUGGACGUGUACGUGACGUACCAGCUCUCCAGCCCCUACGUGCUGAGCAUCCGCAUGCACGCGACGGCGCUGAGCAAGGCGACGCCGGUGAACCUGGCGAACCACGCGUACUGGAACCUGGGCGGCCACGGCAGCGGCGACGUCCUGAAGCACGAGCUGCAGCUGCUGGCGUCGCGCUACACGCCCCUGGACAAGUCCAAGAUCCCCACGGGCCAGAUCGCGGCCGUGUCGGGAACCAUGUACGACUUCCUGGCCCCGAAGCCCGUGGGCAAGCACAUGGAGAUCGUCCCGGGCGGCGGCGGGGGUUACGACAUCAACUACGCCGUGGACGGGGAAGACCAGUACGCGAUGCGGCGGGUGGCGCGCGUCAGGGACCCGGCGUCCGGGCGGGCCAUGGAGGUGUGGGCGAACCAGCCCGGGGUGCAGCUCUACACCAGCAACUGGGUCAUCAACGAGAAGGGGAAAGCCGGGAAGGUGUAUCAGCAGUACGGCGCGCUGUGCCUCGAGACGCAGGCGUAUCCGGACGCCGUGAACCACCCCGAGUUCCCGUCGUCCAUCGUCAGGCCCGGCCAGGCGUACAAGCACGACAUGGAAAUCAAGUUCUCCGCCCACUAGGCCGGUUAUCGCUAGUUGGCAGCAUAUGGAUGCUUAAUUAACUCUUGCGUUUUUUCGUUAGUUAGUUGGUGUUCUCUUGUGGCCUCGUGGCCUGCGUUGUAACGUGUUACUACUAGCUCGGGGAAGUGAUAAGGUCAACGUACGCGCCAAAAUCAAAAUGUGAGGAUGUGAGAUCGGAGGUUGCUAGCUGCGUUUUGACUGCCUUAAUAAAAAGCUGCUUCAGCUGGAUUGUGCCGAAAACUUUUGGCAGGUUGUGGUCACAGUAAAAGAGCUGUUCUACGGUA